UAUGGAUUUCCGCUUUUCCCCCCCACGUGUCUGGUUUCUUGAAGCGAGGUGUAAGAUCAUUGGCGACCCAGGCCCGGAAAGCGUCCCGAACCGUGUGCGAAUCCGCGCCAGCCAAUGUCUUCUCGUCCUCGAUAACAAUCAGCUCAUAGUGAGCAGCAAGGUAUGGCUGGCCUUCGUCAGAUAAAGCUUCCUCGACAUCACGAAGCUUUUCAAUGAUGCGAGCGAAUGGAGCGUCACUUUCGGGUCCGUAGGCUGUGCGAAAGACAACAAAGCCCCACGGCGCCCCAGGGUGAAGGUCGUCUCACCAACACUCCGUGUGUAUUCUACCGGAUUUCCGGUUUCUGCGAUAUGUUCUAAGAGCAGUGCACGGACACGUUGAUCGUGGGAUUGACUGUCCACACGCUUAGGUGCAUUUGAAGACUCUUCUAGAUUUUGUUGUUCUUGGAUGGCUGUAUGUUCUUCGCCGGGGGAAGUCGGUAUUAUUCGCUGUAGCCCAUCUGAGAAUGUCGCGAACUUCCUUCGCACAGUAGAGUGCGGUGCACGAGGGAUAUGGACAAUGAGCCUGCUCACCAACCACAAAGGUCGGGGCGGGCGAUGCAUUAGCACUUCUGUUUUAGAUGCGCUAUUCGUAU
This is a messenger RNA of Periconia digitata, 632 nucleotides long. The record is from the annotation of a GenBank genome assembly. NCBI's taxonomy places the organism in Eukaryota, Fungi, Ascomycota, Dothideomycetes, Pleosporales, Periconiaceae.